CCUUUUCUUCCAUCACAAAGUAGAGUGGAAUAUGAUUCAGAAGAGAGUCAGGAAAGUGGUGAAGAUGAUGAAGAUAUUGAUGGGGAUGUGUUUGCAUCAAAUUCACAUAAUCAAGAACAUUCUAAUUCAAAUUCAUACAGUUGGUCACUGAUGAGACUGGCAAUGGUUCAGCUGGUACUUCACAAUCUGAAGAUUUUCUACCCUUUGGCUGGACAUGAUCUUUCAGAGCUUCCAGUUAGCUCCCCAAUAUGCCAUGCAGUUUUGAAAACACUACAGCGCUGGGAACAAGUUCUUCUCCGACGUCUUGAGCUCUACGGCGGUCCACCUCAACAUUAUAUAUCCGUUCAUGCUUCUGAAGAUGCCCUAGCUGCUGGUCCUGCGUUGCUUCGCCACAAAACUUUACUUGAGCCUACAAACACUCCAUUCAGAUUUAACAGUCAUGCUGCGCUGUCUGUGAAGAGGCUCUGGCAGUACUUGGUUAAACAGGAAGAAGUCCAGGAAACCUUCAUCAGAAAUAUUUUUACAAAGAAGCGAUGCCUAAAUGAGUCAAUAGACGAGCACAAUGAAACCAUGAAAAAUUCUGUGGCGGAGGAGCCCAUCAUCAAUAAGAUAGAAACAGAUUUGGGAUACCCAGGAGGCAAGGCAAGAAUAAUCCAUAAAGAGUCUGACAUCAUUACUGCUUUUGCAGUCAACAAGGCAAAUCGGAACUGCAUUGCGAUAGCAUCGAGUCAUGACAUUCAAGAAUUGGAUGUUUCUGCGAUUUUAGCCACACAAAUCUACACCUGGGUUGAUGAUGAUGUGGAAUUAGAAAACAAAGGGGCUGAUGAUUUCUUAGUUAUACAUGCUCGUGAUGAUCUGGUAAAUGUUCAGGGAACCACUCCUUAUACUCAUAGUAAUCCCGGCACACCUAUCAAUAUGCCUUGGCUUGGUAGUACACAAACUGGCAGGGGUGCAUCUGUGGAAUAUUCCAAUAAAUUUAAUGGAAUCAGAAAGGAAUUGGCAAGAAAAGAGAUGCUCAAAAAGGCUAUUAACAACGUCAGAAGAAUGGCUUCUCAUCCAACAUUACCUUAUUACCUGACAGGUGCUCAGGAUGGUAGUGUAAGAAUGUUUGAAUGGGGUCACGCACAGCAAAUCACAUGUUUUCGCUCUGGCGGCAACUCCAGGGUAACUCGAAUGAGGUUCAAUUAUCAAGGAAAUAAGUUUGGAAUUGUCGAUGCUGAUGGAUAUAUAAGUUUAUAUCAAACAAAUUGGAAAUGUUGCCCACUUACUGGAACGUCACCUAAACCAUAUUUGACAUGGCAGUGUCAUAACAAACCAGCCAAUGACUUUGUUUUCAUCAGUUCAUCAUCUUUGAUAGCCACAGCAGGAUUGUCUUCCGACAACAGAAAUAUUUGUCUUUGGGAUACUUUGGUUUCACCUACAAAUAGCUUGGUGCAUGCUUUCAUCUGUCAUGAUAGUGGAGCAACUGUGCUGGCAUAUGCUCCGAAACAUCAGCUGUUAAUAUCGGGAGGCAGAAAAGGCUUCACCUGUAUCAUUGAUCUUCGCCAAAAACAGCAGCAACAGUUACUCCAGAGUCACGAUUCUCCAGUCAAGGCAGUUGCUGUUGAUCCUACAGAAGAGUAUUUUGUCACAGGAUCUGCUGAAGGCAACAUAAAGGUGUGGAGUCUGUCUACGUUCAGCCUUCUUCACACUUUCAUCAACGAGCACGCUCGACAGUCUCUCUUCCGAAACAUUGGGACAGGAGUCAUGCAAAUUGAGACAGGACCAGCAAAUCACAUAUUCUCCUGUGGUGCUGAUGGAACAGUCAAGAUGAGAAUUUUGCCCGAUAGAUUCAGCCCUUUAAAUGAUGUGUUAAGAAAUGAUGUGAAAUUUAUGAUCUAA
Messenger RNA from Eurypyga helias (sunbittern), 1881 nucleotides. RefSeq names its product dmX-like protein 1. Lineage: Eukaryota; Metazoa; Chordata; Aves; Eurypygiformes; Eurypygidae. The transcript is spliced from 16 exons. The annotation marks the transcript as partial. Gene Ontology annotation, biological process: vacuolar acidification. The record is from RefSeq and is a predicted model, not a curated record. Gene Ontology annotation, cellular component: RAVE complex. Gene Ontology annotation, molecular function: protein binding.